This is a messenger RNA of Phragmites australis (common reed), 2004 nucleotides long. Its product is annotated as ATP-dependent 6-phosphofructokinase 6-like. NCBI's taxonomy places the organism in Eukaryota, Viridiplantae, Streptophyta, Magnoliopsida, Poales, Poaceae. The transcript is spliced from 4 exons. The record is from RefSeq and is a predicted model, not a curated record. Gene Ontology annotation, molecular function: 6-phosphofructokinase activity; ATP binding. Gene Ontology annotation, cellular component: cytoplasm. Gene Ontology annotation, biological process: glycolytic process; fructose 6-phosphate metabolic process. Bases 200 to 1816 code for a protein of 538 amino acids.
CCUGCGGUCGAUUACCCGCAGUCACACACCAAUCACACCUCUCUCCCCGAGUCUGACAAGACCAAGAAUUCAGCAGCGCUCCUCUCUCCCCGGCAAUUCCCACGAAUUCAUUGUCAUCGGUCAAUCACAACUCCGAUCGAUCGGUGAAUCCAUCGGUCAAUCGUCCCGGUCUUGUUUGCUUAAAUAGUGUGCUGCGUCAAUGGAGGCUGCCACCGUCAUCGUCGUGCCGGCUCCGAUGGUCACCACUCCACCGCCGCCGCAGCACAAGCUUCUUGAGCUUAAGGCUUCCUUUGCCCCCGCGGCGAAAUUGUCGCCUGCGAGGAAGGCGAAGCCAACCAAGAAGAAGCUCGCCGGCGGCUGCGGCGGGUAUGUCCUCGAGGACGUCCCGCACCUCACCGACUACCUCCCCGAGCUCAAGAGCUUCCCGAAUCCCCUGCAAGACCACCCGGCCUACUCUGUUGUCAAGCAGUACUUCGUGAACCCGGACGACACGGUGGCGAAGAAGAUCGUUGUGCACAAGAGCAGCGCGCGGGGGACGCACUUCCGGCGCGCCGGCCCGCGGCAACGCGUCUACUUCCAGCCGGGCGAGGUGACAGCGGCCAUCGUAACCUGCGGCGGGCUAUGCCCGGGCCUCAACACCGUCAUCCGCGAGCUCGUCUGCGGCCUCCACGACAUGUACGGCGUCUCCAGCGUCUUCGGCAUAGAGGGCGGAUACAAGGGCUUCUACGCGCGCAACACCGUGGAGCUCACGCCGCGCUCCGUCAACGACAUCCACAAGCGCGGCGGAACGGUGCUCGGCACGUCCCGCGGUGGGCAGGACACGGCCAAGAUCGUCGACAGCAUCCAGGACCGCGGCAUCAACCAGGUGUACAUCAUCGGCGGCGACGGCUCGCAGAAGGGCGCGGCGUCGAUCCACGAGGAGGUGCAGCGCCGCGGCCUCAAGUGUGCAGUGGUCGGCGUGCCCAAGACCAUUGACAAUGACAUCGCCAUCAUCGACAAGUCGUUCGGGUUCGACACCGCCGUCGAGGAGGCGCAGCGCGCCAUCAACGCCGCGCACGUCGAGGCCGAGAGCGCCGAGAACGGCAUCGGCGUCGUCAAGCUCAUGGGCCGGAACAGCGGCUUCAUCGCCAUGUACGCCACCCUGGCCAGCCGCGACGUCGAUUGCUGCCUCAUCCCGGAGUCGCCCUUCUACCUCGACGGCAAAGGUGGCCUCCUCGAAUUCGUCGAGAAGCGCCUCCGAGACAACGGCCACAUGGUCAUUGUCGUGGCCGAGGGCGCCGGACAGGACCUCAUCGCCAAGAGCAUGCACUUCGCUGACAUCCACGACGCCUCUGGAAACAAGCUACUCCUCGACGUCGGCCUCUGGCUUUCCCAGAAGAUCAAGGAGCAUUUUAAGAAGAAGCUCAACUUCCCCAUCACCCUGAAGUACAUAGACCCGACGUACAUGAUCCGUGCAGUGCCAUCGAACGCCUCCGACAACGUCUACUGCUCGCUGUUGGCGCACAGCGCCCUCCACGGCGCCAUGGCGGGGUACACCGGCUUCACCGUCGCGCCGGUGAACGGCAGGCAUGCCUACAUCCCCUUCUACAGGAUCACCGAGAAGCAGAACAAGGUGGUGAUCACCGACCGGAUGUGGGCGCGGGUGCUGUGCUCGACGAACCAGCCGUGCUUCCUGAGCCACGAGGACGUCGAGAGAGCGCGGCAGGACGAGGAGGAGCCGCACGUGCCGCUCGUCGAGGGCGAGACGAACUCGCUGCUGGUCAAGAGCCCGCCGAUGUGCAACGGCAAUGGCUACCUCUGCAAUGGCGUGGCCUGACCAAUUCACAUGUUGAUGUAAAACUAAGGGUGGUUCAAGUUCAAAUGUGGUUUUCUAUUUCUAUAGAGGUUCCUUCUGUUCAUUCUUUGGUUUGAUAUACUAGAAUGUAUCGGCAAGAGGAGAAUAACCGAUUGUAAUUAGCUACGUACUGUGUUGCAUUAACGAAAUCAUGAUACACAUUCAAAUCA